Molecule: messenger RNA, 1315 nt
Organism: Colletotrichum phormii
Lineage: Eukaryota; Fungi; Ascomycota; Sordariomycetes; Glomerellales; Glomerellaceae
Product: kinase-like domain-containing protein
Exons: 2
Coding region: 187-1128 (313 amino acids)
Biological process (GO): peptidyl-threonine phosphorylation; peptidyl-serine phosphorylation
Molecular function (GO): protein serine/threonine kinase activity; ATP binding
Source: RefSeq, a predicted model, not a curated record
CGAUCAACGGAUACAAUUGCCUUCCAGCGAGAACUCCAGAUGUUGCGGAAGUUUGAGAGCGAAAAUGCGCACGAGCAUCUGAUUUCGCUGCUCACAACCUGGGGCCAGAAAGGAUUCUUUUACUUCCUCUUUCUGUGGGCUGAGUGCGAUUGAGUCAGGUACUGGAAGAUCCACAAGAAGCCAGAAAUGAACAUAGAUCUCGUGCGGUGGGUUGCAAGGCAGACAGCAGGCAUGGCCGCCGGUCUUGCAAGAAUCCACGAGUACCCAGGAAAGGUCGAUGGCAACAUGGAAAACGCUGUAAAGUACGGACGCCAUGGAGAUAUCAAGCCGGAGAAUAUUCUGUGGUUUCGAAGCUCAGAAGAGGAUCUAGGAAGGCUCGUGAUAUCGGACUUCGGACUUGGCGUUUUCAACAGCAAGAGAAGCCGGUCUAACAUUCCCAACGACUCUGGCAUAGGUCGAACACCUACGUACCGCCCACCAGAGUGCGAUAUCGAGGGUGCUAUGAUCUCCCGAUCAUGGGACAUAUGGACUCUUGGAUGUGUUUACGUCGAGUUUGUUACAUGGCUGCUGGGAGGGUGGGAACUUUCCGAACAUUUUGCUGAAUGGCGAAUGACGACAUCUUCGAUCUGCGGCCAGGACUUCAAGUCCGAUAUCUACUUUGACAUUGUAGAAGUUCGUGUCCCAAAAGACGAUGACACCUCAUCAAGGAGUAUGGGUGCUAUGGUGAAACCAGCGGUGACUCGGUGGUUUGACGGGCUUCACAAUGAUCGAGGCUGUUCUCAGUAUACCCAUGAUAUUUUGAGAUUGGUUCAAGACAAGAUGUUGAUUGUCGAAUCCGCAGUGAGGAAAAGAGCGACAUGCAAGGAAGUAUAUGAGGAAUUGCGACGCAUUCAGAGACGAUGUGUGGAGAGCAAAGGCUAUUGCGUAAAGCCCGUUCCGUUCCCUCUACCAGCGGCUAGUGGAGAGACUCCUGCCGUCAAGAUUAGACUCAACGACAAUGCGCUGGAUACGAUCAAGAGAAAUCAUCCAAGGUUGCGCACUCAUCAGGGCCGCACAGAGGAACCGCCAAAAGCUAGAGGUGGAUAUGGUGAUAAACUUCUAGCUCCCACAAAAGUAGCAUUGUAUUGAGAGACUACUGGUACUUUGGACCUAGAAAUACCUGUCAUAAUCUGCGACGCAAAUAUCACACGAUUAAGAUUAUCUCUCAUAAUUAUCUACUCAUCACCGACCUCAAUAUUUGAUCCCACGGGUAUGCUAGGUGCGCGUCUCGUGAAAGUCUCCCUGGUCCCUCACCCCUUCAUUGUCUGACGUGACA